UUUAUUCUAUGCAGACUAUUCCCAUAACCGGAAGUUGGAAAAGUGUCAAGAGGCUCGGUCGGUACAUAAUUACGACUGUCCUAAUUUUGUUAAACAGCGAACACUCUUAUUGGGCUUAAGGUAGAAGAUGAGUAGCUCAGAAGAAGUAUCAUGGAUAUCUUGGUUUUGUGGAUUGAGAGGAAAUGAGUUUUUCUGUGAGGUUGAUGAAGAUUACAUACAAGAUAAGUUCAACUUGACAGGACUGAAUGAACAAGUUCCACAUUACAGACAGGCUCUAGAUAUGAUCCUCGACCUUGAACCAGAUGAUGAACUUGAAGAUAAUCCUAAUCAGAGUGAUUUGAUUGAACAAGCAGCAGAAAUGUUAUAUGGGUUGAUUCAUGCCAGAUACAUCAUGACAAACAGAGGAAUUGCACAAAUGAUUGAAAAGUGGCAACAAGGAGACUUUGGUUAUUGUCCAAGAGUAUAUUGUGAAAAUCAACCAAUGUUACCAAUAGGUUUGUCAGAUGUACCAGGUGAAGCAAUGGUGAAACUGUAUUGUCCAAAAUGUCAAGAUGUUUACACACCCAAAUCUUCACGACAUCAUCACACUGAUGGAGCCUAUUUUGGCACAGGAUUUCCCCACAUGCUAUUUAUGGUUCAUCCAGAAUACAGACCAAAACGUCCAGCCAAUCAGUUUGUGCCAAAAUUAUAUGGAUUCAAGAUUCACCCACUUGCCUACAAUUUACAGUAUCAGGCGGCAUCAAACUUCAAAGUACCAUCAAGAGGACUGAGCCAUAGUAAUAAUAAACGAUAAACAAGUGACAUAAACUAUUAUUUGUAUGAUCUGUGACAAUAACUCAAAGUGCAUCUGGUAAUAAUCGUGAAUAAUAAUUGCCAGAUAGGACAAAAACAUUAAAUAAAUGGUUUUUUUUA
Molecule: messenger RNA, 912 nt
Organism: Mytilus trossulus (common blue mussel)
Lineage: Eukaryota; Metazoa; Mollusca; Bivalvia; Mytilida; Mytilidae
Product: casein kinase II subunit beta
Exons: 8
Coding region: 128-793 (221 amino acids)
Cellular component (GO): cytoplasm; protein kinase CK2 complex
Molecular function (GO): protein kinase regulator activity
Source: RefSeq, a predicted model, not a curated record